This is a messenger RNA of Hibiscus syriacus, 381 nucleotides long. RefSeq names its product VQ motif-containing protein 8, chloroplastic-like. Lineage: Eukaryota; Viridiplantae; Streptophyta; Magnoliopsida; Malvales; Malvaceae. Bases 1 to 381 code for a protein of 126 amino acids. The record is from RefSeq and is a predicted model, not a curated record. Gene Ontology annotation, cellular component: nucleus. The transcript has a single exon.
AUGGGUAGUGAAAGUCGUGAAACCAAGAACAACUCCAGUAGCGGAAGAAAACUGCAAGGUUCAAGGCCUUCAGCUUUAAGACUAGGCGGCAUCAAGAAAUCAUCACAUGGUAAUCCGAACCGAAUUUCCAAGGCUAUUAAACCCCUUGUAAUCUAUCUCAGCUCACCCAAGAUUAUCCACGUAAGUCCGGACGAGUUCAUGAACGUUGUGCAGCGCCUUACCGGGAAGGACUCGACGAACAAGCCGUCAUCGGCAUUGAUGUCUCCCAUAGAGGAUGAUGAAUCGAUGAAGAAGAUGAGUAAGUGGGACACUUUGUUCGAUGGUGAUGAUCAAGUCCUUGGAAUGUCUCCAACUUCCCUGCAUUUCUUAGCUUGUGUAUAG